Molecule: messenger RNA, 1141 nt
Organism: Alternaria alternata
Lineage: Eukaryota; Fungi; Ascomycota; Dothideomycetes; Pleosporales; Pleosporaceae
Product: peroxisomal d3,d2-enoyl-CoA isomeras-like protein
Exons: 1
Coding region: 117-947 (276 amino acids)
Biological process (GO): fatty acid beta-oxidation
Cellular component (GO): peroxisomal matrix
Source: RefSeq, a predicted model, not a curated record
CCCUAAGAAUCUCCCCAAGACUCCUACAGACGUGCACAAUAUCUUGAGCUCUAUUCCGUCUCAUCCAUUCCAGACCUCAACACCACAACCACUUGUACAGCAAACACUCACCCAACAUGUCUGACCAACCCAUCCUAACGACCUACCACGGCAAAACCGCCAUAAUAACUCUCAAUGUACCCAAGAAACUAAACGCUCUGGGUGCCGAUGAAUACUACCAGCUCGCACGCGCCAUGAACGAAGUCGCAGCCAGAGAUGACAUCUACAUCACCAUCCUAACAGGCAAGGGACGUUUCUUCAGCGCCGGCGCAGACGUAACCUUUGGCUCCAAAACCGACGACAGUGCCAUCGACGAAAGACACCAGUACCUAAAGUCCUUUGUGUCCAACAACCUACACAUAACACAUGCAUUCUACACGCAUCCCAAGAUCCUCAUCACAGCCCUAAACGGCCCAGCUGUCGGUCUCAGCGCUGCGUUGAUCGCGUUCUCGGAUUUCAUCUACGCUGCACCACACACCUUCCUCCUCACGCCCUUCUCCUCCCUCGGUCUCGUAGCAGAAGGAAAUGCAAGCAUAGGCUUCGUCCGACGCCUCGGCAUUUCAAAAGCGAACGAGGCGCUCAUCAUGUCAAAACGUAUUACAUGCGAUGAGCUAGUAGCUACGGGAUUCGUGAACAAAGUCAUUGAAGCUGGAGUUGAUGUCAAGAGCGAACAAUACAGUGAGAAGUUUCUGGGCGAGGUCAGGAAGGAGGUUGAGGAGAGACUGGGCGAUCAUCUCAACAGCGAGAGUUUGGUGUUGAUCAAGGAGUUGAUUCAGAAACCAAUGAGGGAGGCGUUGGAUCGCCAGGGUGUGGAAGAGGUUAUGGGUGGGUUGCAGAGGUUUUUGAAGGGCGUGCCACAGAAGGAGUUUGCGAGACUCGCGAGUGGAGAGAAGAAGCAUAAGCUGUAGGGGUUUGUUCACGCGGGUUCGCUGAGAGAUGGAAUAUAUGCAGGCUCAUCUGCCUCAUGUUCAUUUGCACCCAAAUGUCUUGUUAUUUGCUGGUGCUCAACCCAAUGACACGCCCUCGGUAGCCAAAAGCUCACCACCAAGGGCAUCCUGCUGAGUUGGGCUCGCAAUAUCUACAACCGGUCUACUCGCUGUGG